This is a messenger RNA of Neoarius graeffei (lesser salmon catfish), 1209 nucleotides long. It is a transcript of the gene slc35f2l, whose product is annotated as info solute carrier family 35 member F2, like. Gene Ontology annotation, molecular function: transmembrane transporter activity. Gene Ontology annotation, cellular component: membrane. Gene Ontology annotation, biological process: transmembrane transport. The record is from RefSeq and is a predicted model, not a curated record. Bases 1 to 1062 code for a protein of 353 amino acids. NCBI's taxonomy places the organism in Eukaryota, Metazoa, Chordata, Actinopteri, Siluriformes, Ariidae. The transcript has 8 exons.
AUGAGUCAUGACCAACAUGAAUCAGUCUGUGAAAAGCUCUCAAGGGAACUCAGACAUUUCAAAUGGAGGGAAGUUUUCACAUGGAAGCUCCUGAAAACGCUGGCCAUGGGUCAGGGUCUCUCAGCACUGAUGUGCGGGACUGCAGUCUCGUCUCAGUACCUGGCCAUUGAAUUUCAUCUGGACGUACCAAUGUUUCAGAGCUGGAUCAGUUACACACUUCUAUGCCUCACCUACACUACUGCACUGUGUUUUAGAAAAGGAGAUGAAAACAUUCUGCUGAUCUUAAAGACAAAAUGGUGGAAAUAUUUAUUGUUGGGGCUGGCAGAUGUGGAGGCAAAUUAUGCAGUGGUGAAGGCUUACCAGUAUACGACAUUAACCAGUAUACAGCUUUUGGAUUGCUUUAUUCUCCCAGUGCUUCUGAUCCUGUCCCGGGUCUUCCUGAAGACACGCUACAGAAUCAUUCACUAUGUAGCUGUGUGUGUGUGCCUGGCUGGUGUAGGAGCCAUGGUGGGGACAGAUAUAGUCUCAGGCCGAGAUCAAGGAUCAAGUAGCAACAUUCUGCUGGGAGAUGGCCUGGUUAUCAUCAGUGCCACUCUGUACGCAGUCUCCAACCUGUGUCAAGAGUACAUUGUGAAGAAUAAAAGACAGCUGGAGUUUCUGGGGAUGGUCGGCCUUUUCGGAACACUGAUCAGCGGAAUACAGCUAGGUAUUUUAGAACAUAUGAAGGUGGCAAAUAUUAAGUGGACAUGGCAAAUUGCUCUUCUCCUGUGUGGCUUUGCUGCGUGUAUGUAUACAUUGUACAGCUGCAUGCCUGUAGUGAUCAGCAUGUCCAGCGCCACAGCCGUUAACCUCUCUCUGCUCACGACUGAUCUCUUCAGCCUCUUCUGUGGCCUUUUCCUAUUCCAGUACAAUUUCUCAGGGCUCUAUCUUGUAUCUUUAAUGGUGAUCAUGGUGGGUUUCAUAAUGUUCAACGCAGUCCCUCCACCAAACCAAACUCCUGAAACAGGGUCUGAGGAGAGAGGACAUGACAAUCAGGCCACUGAGCUUGAUGAAGAGAGAUAAGUGGGCCCUGAAGUUGAGAAUCAAGAGAGAGGUGAGACUGAUUCCAGUGGAAAUAGUCUUCCAGCUGAAAAGGGACAUGGAUGUGUUUUAAGCAGUGUUAAAAUGUAGCUCAGAAACUUCAGGCCAAAAUUCUGUGUGGAUUUAGUU